AAGUUUGUGAAUGAAAUGCAAACUUUUCAAAUAUCGUGUCAAAUGUCGCGAUUCAGAGCUCCGAAAUGGACUCACAAUGAGUUACCAGUCAUUGAAAGCAAAAGAAUUACAUUUAAUAAUAGGAUCGGAAGUGAAAUGACACGAAUCGAGACAAUGUCUGUGUCCAACGCUAGUGUACAGGACUCAGGGUUUUAUCGUUGCAAUAGUUUUAGCCGUAGUUAUCAUCGCUUAGAUGUGAUCCCUUCUCAACCAACCGCCUCAACCAUUGAUGUCAUACCUAAACAACACCACAACUUUGAAGAGAUCAAAGAAGAAUAUUCUACUGUAGUUCUUAAGUGUGAUAUCAUAUCCAAAUCGGAUACUCAUGAGAUUUUUUGGUCUAAAAAUGGCCAAGGUAUUGUGAGCGAUGACAGGCGAACAAUACGUAAAUCGGGACUAACUAUAAGAAACGCGACGAGUAUUGUGGACGCCGGCGAAUACCUGUGCAGAGUUGACUCGUUGUCGGUUAGGGGCGGCUCUCAAUUCGGACAGAUUAUAUACCUUAGAGCACCGAUUCGUGUGAAACAAUUGCCAAACGCACAAAGUGUGAUGAAAGGCGUGAGACGGGUCAUCAAAUGCGAGUACACGGGUUAUCCAAUGGGCAAAAUUGUUUGGCUCAUCGGCAAUCAAAAAGUGACUUCAGAUUUAUUGCAAAGUCUGGGAAUAGAAAUGAAAUCUAAUGGUGACUCACAUCCGGACUCGGCUUUGAUUAUCAAGAAUACCACUGAAAAUAAUACCGAUUCUUACACUUGUAUUGUAAACAACGGAUUCAGUGAAGACGAGACAUCCGUUUUUCUUACAGUUAGA
Molecule: messenger RNA, 846 nt
Organism: Medioppia subpectinata
Lineage: Eukaryota; Metazoa; Arthropoda; Arachnida; Sarcoptiformes; Oppiidae
Source: the annotation of a GenBank genome assembly